This is a messenger RNA of Haplochromis burtoni (Burton's mouthbrooder), 2686 nucleotides long. RefSeq names its product diacylglycerol O-acyltransferase 2 (gene dgat2). Gene Ontology annotation, biological process: triglyceride biosynthetic process. The record is from RefSeq and is a predicted model, not a curated record. Gene Ontology annotation, cellular component: endoplasmic reticulum membrane. The transcript is spliced from 8 exons. Gene Ontology annotation, molecular function: diacylglycerol O-acyltransferase activity. NCBI's taxonomy places the organism in Eukaryota, Metazoa, Chordata, Actinopteri, Cichliformes, Cichlidae. Bases 260 to 1327 code for a protein of 355 amino acids.
AGCACUGCUCCUCCACGUUACCUGCAGUCUUGCCUCCGCUUUGGUGUCCGCAGACUCCCGCAGUACCUCCUGCCUCCUCGCUCCUCCCCGCGCUGAUUAAAUGCCCGCUGGACUCUUCAGUCAGCUGCUGUUAAACGCAGUCAUGACAGCGGAGCUGUAAGCUCGGAGCUCCUGAUGUUUUAACUUAUUUUAUUAUUGUUUAAAAAAUAAUUUUAAAGGCUUUUCGGGCACUUUGAUCAGCCAACAAAAAGACUGAGCUAUGAAAACCAUACUUGCUGCAUACUCGGGAUUCAUCAAAGGCACUGGCUCCAGCAUCCUCUCUGCUCUGCAGGACCUCCCCUCAGGGUUAUGGCCCUGCACAUCCAAGAUGGAGAAGCAUCUGCAGGUGAUCUCUGUGAUGCAGUGGGUCAUCUCCUUCUUAGCCUUGGGUGCUGCCUGCACUGCAUUACUGAUCUACAUCUUCUGCACUGACUGCUGGCUGAUUGCUGCCAUUUAUAUAGCCUGGCUUAUUUUUGACUGGAACACCCCAAAACAAGGUGGCAGGAGGUCCUCCUGGGUGAGGAACUGGACAGUGUGGACGUAUUUCCGAGACUACUUUCCAAUCAGGCUAAUUAAAACUCACGACCUGCUGCCCAGCCGGAACUACAUCUUUGGCUACCAUCCCCACGGCAUCUUUUGUUUUGGUGGUUUCUGCAACUUUGGGACUGAGGCCACAGGCUUCUCUAAGAAAUUCCCUGGCAUCAAGCCUUCCCUUGCAACCCUAGCAGGAAACUUUCGUUUUCCCAUCCUGCGAGACUAUCUGAUGUCUGGAGGUAUCUGCCCUGUGAACAGGAACUCCAUCGACUACCUGUUGUCACAGAAUGGGACGGGAAAUGCUGUGAUUAUCGUUGUCGGAGGGGCAGCCGAGUCUCUGCAGUGCACACCCGGCUUGAAUUCUGUCACCCUGAAGAAUCGUAAAGGCUUCGUUAGGCUAGCGCUGCGGAAAGGGGCUGAUCUGGUUCCAGUCUAUUCCUUCGGCGAGAACGACGCCUACAAGCAGGUGAUCUUCGACGAGGGGACCGUCUGGAGGUCUCUGCAAAAGAAGUUACAGAAGAUGUUGGGCUUUGCCCCGUGCCUUUUCUUUGGAAGCUCCUGGGGCAUUGUGCCUUUUUCCAAGCCCAUCACUACCAUAGUUGGGGAGCCAAUCACUGUGCCAAAAAUUGAGGAUGCAUCAGAGGAAGCGGUGGAUCUCUACCAUGCAAUGUACAUCAAGUCCCUCCAGUGCCUUUUUGACAAGUACAAGACCCGCUUUGGUCUGAAAGAGAGUGACAUCCUGCACAUCCACUAGGAAGAUGACGGGUUGCUGCUGAUGGCCCGAACUGUGCAUCUCCAAACCCCUCGCCUCGUCUUCGUUUCGUCACCGCACCUGGGUGCCUAGAUUAUCUCUGGACUGCAGAUGACACAUUUUGCAUGUUUACUGAAGAAACCUUUGCUCACUGCGCCAUCUCACACACACGCAUAGUGCUUUCUCAGGCAAUGGCAGGUUUAAUGAAUGGUGGCCUUUCCCAGCUGCUCUUGUCUGGUUGCCCACAGUGCCUCAUCAGUGCCUUUUUUUCCCCUCCCAGUUUUCUUUUAAAACUUGGGCGUCACGUUUUAACUGCUUCUUUCAGGCAGUGGUCGCUAAGCUCCACUAGAUGGAGCCAGAAGGUAACUUGCAGGACUUGAGCUCCUGAGCUCCUUUACAACUCUACACACUGAACGCACAAACAAUGCAAAUGAAAGGUACCACUUUAUCACUGGGUAGUGCCCAAAGAUUAAUCGAGCCAAAGACAUAUGAUGUCCACAGACAUGUGGUGAUUCCUGCUGGUUAAAGGCCGAAAGUGAAGGAAUUCUACCAGGUAUGGUGAAUGCACAAACGCAUAAGACUGUAGAAAAGCCUUACAGUGUUAAUUGAAUUCUGUAGCAAGGAAAUGCCUAUUUUAGUGCAUUUGUCUCAACAAAUAUUUCUGGUGCACUUUUGAUGUUUUACAUCACCCUCUGAGGUUUUAGUCUCAAAGAUUUUUUUUCCCUCCCCCAAGACAGGCACUGCUCUGCUUGGCUUAUUUCUUUUUCUUUUUUAUGUUCAUACUGGUGACAGGGUUUCUAUCUGGGUGGAUACAUUUAAUGUAUGCAGUGUAAACUACGUGAUUUCUUGUAACUUAAGUGUCUUGGAAGGUUUUGAGCUGUAGUUGAAAAGGAUAAAAUGGUUUUGUGGGUGAAAAUCCUGAUGUUUGCGGGUGAAGAUGGAUGGAUGGAAUCCUGAUGUUUGAUGAUUCCAGUUUACAGUGAGUUUUAUAAAAAAUCUUUCAGGGGAAUCAUUUAAAAUAAGCAAGCGUGUGUCAUGUCGAUGGGAAUAAAGUGUAACAGAAUUGGCUGAAUUUACAGAUGCAAUUUUCACUGGUUUGAGCAUUGUGACGACUACUAUGGAGCAGUGUAAUACCUGUGCAAUGGAUUUGCAAGCAAUAAGCAGCGAGACUUGUCUGUGUGAUGAGUUGCAUAAUCUUUCUGCUGAUGUUUAAAUUAAACUUUUGUAAGUUUUCAGAAAAAAAGUGUGGUGUGUCUUUGAAGUCUUUCCCACAUUUAUGUCAAUGUUUUACUGAAUCUGAGUCUUAUGUAUGUGCUGUGUAGGGAGCACGCCCACCAAAUAUAUGCUUUGUUUUGAACAGUA